Messenger RNA from Knipowitschia caucasica, 486 nucleotides. Lineage: Eukaryota; Metazoa; Chordata; Actinopteri; Gobiiformes; Gobiidae. The record is from the annotation of a GenBank genome assembly.
AUGACAUCCAGAGCGGAUCGGAGAUGGGUCACCUCCUGCUGCAGCCCUGUCACUUCAGCGCUCAGCCUGGACAGGCUCCCAUCACACCUGGAGACGAGACAACACAAGAUACACCAGGACAAGGUCACUGAUGCCGGACGUGUUCUUGUGGUCGAGAUGUUGAACAGCCUGGGUGGUCCCACAUGCAACCCGGUCCCGCUCUGCUAUUUGGCUCUGCAAGGUCUGCUCAGCAACAUAAUCAUGGGAAUAUCUUUGGAGAUUAUUAAAUGCAAAAUAGAAUUAAAGCCGCAAGCGGCGUCAAACGGCCCUCGCCGCACCGCGCGCACCACCCCGUACCAAGCCGCCCCGCAUCAAGCCGCCCCGCAUCAAGCCGCCCCGCACCAAGCCGCCCCGCAUCAAGCCGCCCCGCACCAAGCCGCCCCGCAUCAAGCCGCCCUGCACCAAGCGGAUCUGCACCACGCCGCCCCGCACCAAGCGGAUCUGUGA